Messenger RNA from Equus caballus (horse), 4080 nucleotides. RefSeq names its product ankyrin repeat domain 10 (gene ANKRD10). Gene Ontology annotation, molecular function: protein binding. The record is from RefSeq and is a predicted model, not a curated record. Lineage: Eukaryota; Metazoa; Chordata; Mammalia; Perissodactyla; Equidae.
GCGGUGCGUAGGGACGUUUGGAGAAACGGCGUAAGGGCGUUUGUGUACGACGUUGUGCGCUUCCGACGUUCUUCGCUUGCUGGAGUGUAGUGAAAUCGGUGGUGGUGGCGUUAAGAGCGUUUCAGCUGCUGUAGAGGGGUUGGAUUGGGUAGAUAAUUUUCUUGUGGAGCCUCUACGUUCUCCUGUGUGUUUUUUUUUUUCAGUUAUUUAAGAAUUUGAGAACAGAGUGCUACUUUACGUUUUUAGAAGAUUAGAUAACGUUUUCCUCCUUUGUGCAGUAACUGAGGUUAUCUGAUCAGGGAUCAGUCCUAAGAGGAGGCUCACGAUGCGUUUCACAAGUGACUUUAGUGAUUGGGAUUUACGUGCCCAAACUUCGGGACGCUUAGAAGCGUUCUCCCUCUGAAAUGACGGGUUUGGGUUGAGGGAAAGCGGCGGCUUUGCAGAAGCGCCCGCGGGGUGAGGUGCCGUCGGUGGUUCCGGGCAGCCCGCGCGUCUGAGGCCUGGUCCCGGCGGGGCGGCUGCGUGCGGGGCGGCGUCUCGAGUCCGCUCGAGGGGACGGAGGCGGGGGAGCGCGGGCGCCGGUGCCCGGCCCGCCUCGGUGCUGCUCGUUAGGCGGGGCCUGGCUCCAGGCGUCGCUUCUCGGCGUCUGUGUCCGCGUGUGUUCUGGGGAAAGACGCCCUUGUCACAGGCGCGGACACUUGGGGGGGGCGGUGAGCCCUGAUCCCCCCGUGCUGGGUGCGAACGACGGUUGUAGGACCGUCUGGGACGUUCUGUAGAGUGUUAAAGCCUCCUCACGGACGGUCGUUUGGAAUGUUCGUUUACCAACCGAAGGACGCCUGUAGGGGCUAAAAAUCACCGUGACUGCCGUCGAACGCUGAAAGUGGUCGGUUUUCCGUUACGUGCGUCUGAUGGCAAAACUCAGCCGCGUUCCGUUUCUGAGAGUCUCGGCUUGUCCCGGGCGUGAGUGGCAGGCCAGCCGUGGAGGCCCGGCGCUGUGGCCGGAGCCGGUGCCGCGGGGUUUCCGGCCGCGCCGUCGCGGGGCUGUGGUCUCGGAUGCGGAGGGGCCGCAGAGACAUCCUCUGGUCUGUGAGGAGAAGCGGCCGGCGGAAGUGGGCCGGCCCUCGGGCCGCGGCUGCCCCCGGCCCCCGCCUCUGCGCCUUUAAGCCCGCGCGGCUCUGAGGAGCUCCCGACUUCCCGCCUGUGCUCCUGGGGCUGUGCCCGCUGUGCGCAAGUUACCCGAGCUCUUGGGAACUUUGUUCCCGGAGGGCUAGACAUCAGGAUUUAAAUCCUCUAAUUAUACCUUGCCUUUACAGGCUUUCACGUUGAACCGUGUAUUUCCACAGUCCAGACCCAACUUCCUACCUUGAACUCAGAAGUAGCAGAGUUAAGGCCGGGGUGCUCUCCAUGUUAAGAUAAACCACUGUGGGCGUGCCAAGUGAUUUUCAUCCUUGUUUCGUUUUUGUUUGAUUCGAGACUGUUCCUCUUGUGACUACUACUGGCACUUGGAUUUUUCACUCAGGACGUUAAUAAAGGCACCGUGUAAAAAGUAUACCGAAGUCGUGUCUGUUUGUUAGCUGUCAGUCCUGGAUUCAAGUCCCGUGAAGACAGGGGUCAUGUUUUAAAUGGCUGCACUCCGGACUGUGAGAGUUCGUGUCCCACAGGUGUUCUUGGCAGCCUUCUGUCCUUUGCAAGGAAAGGCCUGAGUUGCUGAAAGAGGGUGAGGGACUUGGGCUGAGAUCAGAGUGUAGCUGUGUGUUCUUCAUUUGAGGUCUGUCCUCUGCAAGAGAACUGUUGGCACUUAGAGCUGUUUGACUGACUGCCUCCUGCUUCGGGCGGGGAAGCGGGGCAGCUCGGGAUCCAGGAUUUGAGGACAGCAGGCCCUCUCCGACAGCGCGUCGCACAUGUUGGAAUGCUUAAUACAGUUGGUGCAAGCUGGAGCCACGCUUGAUGUCUCCACCACCCGUUAUGCGCAGACCCCAGCCCACAUUGCUGCUUUUGGGGGACACCCUCAAUGCCUCAUCUGGUUGAUUCAAGCAGGAGCCAGCAUUAACAAACCGGACUGUGAGGGUGAGACUCCCAUUCACAAGGCAGCUCGCUCUGGGAGCCUAGAGUGCGUCCGUGCCCUGGUGGCCAACGGGGCUCACAUCGACCUGAGAAAUGCCAGUGGCCUGACAGCAGCAGACAUUGCUCAAACCCAGGGUUUCCAAGAAUGUACCCAGUUUCUCUUGAACCUCCAGAAUUGUCAUCUGAACCGUUUCUGUAAUAAUGGCACCUUAAAUGGGGGCCAUCAGAAUAUAUUUCCUAAUCAUGUUAGUGUGGGAACAAAUCGCAAGAGAUGCUUGGAAGAUUCGGAACCCUUUGGAGGAAAGAGAGCUAGAACUGAAGCUCAAAGCUCGGAUUACUUGAUGUCACUAGUGAACGGCGAGACAGAAGAUGAUGCUGACAAAAUGCACGUCGAUAGAGAGUUUGCUGUCGUAACAGAUAUGAAAAACAGUAGCUCCGUAUCGAAUACAUUGACAAAUGGAUGUGUCGUCAAUGGACAUUUGGACUUCCCCUCCACGACACAGCUCAAUGGGAUGGAGAGCAGGAAUGACCACUGCUUAACAGGAUCUAAUGGAAUUAGCAAUGGAUUAGUUCCAGGCCGGCCGUUUCCAAGUAGCCAGGGCUCUCUCUGUGUUAACGGGACCGAGGAGCCAGAAAAGACCAUGAGCGUUAGCCCCGAGAUGUGUGGCUCUCUGCACCUGAACGGGAGCCCGAGCAGCUGCGUAGCCAGUAGACCUUCCUGGGUGGAAGACGCGGGGGAGCACUUGCACUAUGGACAUUACCACGGGUUUGGGGACACUGCUGAGAGUAUCCCUGAGCUCAGCAGUGUGCUAGAGCAUUCCAAUUCCGUGAAGGUGGAGGAGAGGUACGACAGCGCCGUGCUGGGUGCCAUGUGCCUGCACCACGGCUCCUGAGGCCAGCGCCUGCCUGUCCGGACACUCCAUCCUUCCCAGUACCCGACUUGGAAUGCUCACGUAGCGUCAGCUUGAAGGAAUGCCACGACUUGUUUUGUUUUUUAUGCUCUAAGUUUCUGAAAAGGUGGCUUGUCUUGGAUGAGUUCCCCGGGAUUCCUGGCGUGCACGAGCAGGGCUGACUGAGUGCAUAGGUGUUUCUGCCACGGGGUAGUGGGCCUCUUACACAAUGCACUUUUGGAAUUUCAUUUUUCUGCUGCCAAUCUCAAUAUUUCCUUUUAUAUGCUAUCACCAAAAAUUGCCGUUUUUCCUUUUGUCAAAUUAUAUCUGAUCAAGAUAAAUUGGAGGCAGUAAAUGAGGUGCCUGGUAAUUUAACUCUUUGCACAUGGGCACCAUUUUGAAAAGCUUGAUUUUCCUCUUUCCUGUAGAAUUUUUGACAAGACGGCGGUUUCCCUAUGCAAAGUGUAGCCUUACAAAGAUUUCUGGCAGCGAUUUGUAUGAAGAAAGAACGCUUGUCUUUUUCAGUCUCUUCAGUGAAACUUUGCAACUUGCCGUGUUGUGAGGGUUUUACUUGUCGACACACAGCGUGGUCUCCCUUCGGCGGUGUGGCUCCUGCCCUGGGUUUCAUGGAAAACACGCACAGCCGGGGCCUGGCUUCUGACCUACUGUGUUUUUAUUCCACAUUUCCUACCUUGUCUCUACAAUUUUUACCACAGGUAACGGUUUCCUUUAUAUGUAAUGGAAGUUACUAUUUGUAGGAACUGUCAGGUCAAAAUAUUUAACUGACUAUUCUGACUUAUAUUCUCUUUUUUUCCUUGUUUUUGGUUUUUGGGGGUUUCUGCUUUAAAAUAUAUACCACUAUGUGUAUCCAGUUAACUGAGAGAAUUUUGACUCUCUCUUAAUAAAACCGCGUUAAGUUUAUGGUUUUAUAGAAAUUAGCUUUUGUUUAGGCAACUAGUGGUUACACUGUGCAAAUAUUGUAAUGAAUUUUUACUUUUCUGAUUUUUGUAAUAAAAAUUGGUGAAGAUAAAGAAAACAUCCAGUGAACAAACCAAUGUUCUAAGAGUGUUACUAACAUUUUGUUUUUAAAUUGUUUGUGAAUUGAAUAAAAAACUCUCACACUCGA